AUGGAGCGGGAACCGAUCGAGGCAGCCCCAGGAUUCUCUAUUCGUUUGAGAGAAUUAUCUGCGAAGGAAACCAAGGAGUGCCCUAGUCAAAGGUUCUGCUUUGAUGUUUCGGUUUCCCCGCUGGUCGCCAACUCUGAGUCUGAUAACAACGAUUCUCCUUGGCCUGGCAAUGUCGUGGACUUCGGAUUCAAGAUCUACAAUCGAUUGAGCUUGGCCGAGAAAGAGUCGUACGAUAAGGCUGUGAGUAAAUUUGUCGAAGCCGGCUACUGGGUGCCGAUCGAUGACGAUGCUGUAAUCCGUGACACCGCUGCUCCAAAGGUGGUCAGCUUCCCUGUUAAGCAGGUUGACGACUCCGUUCCUGACGGUCCUACUAAAGUAACCAGUUUCAAAGUUAGACCGGUCAUUCAGGCCGUUGGAGUCAAUCGUGUUAUCAAGGCUGGAGGGGCUAGAAAAGCUUCCUACUCCGGCGACUCUGUUCCUGAGAUCCUACUGGGUCUCCGGUUAAAUUUUUCUCGUGCUGGAGAAGGUCACUUAGGCCUUCUCUCCCUCGAUGUUGGUAAAGCUUUUUAUCGCUUCCAGCUGAUGGCACGGUCAGAUUCAAAUGGAGAUGCAGUGUCAUCCCUUGGUUACCUCUAUAUCCGAGGCGCAGGCCGAUGGUAUCGAUGCGAUAGGCUUGCAUUCGGACUUCUGCACGGUCCGGCUUCGCUCCAAUCCGGCAUGUCUACUCUUCUCCGUCUCGCCGGGAAACUGGAACCUAGCCUCGCAGAGUUGCCAGUUUACAGCUUCUAUGAUGAUAUAUUGGUUCUUAUUCCUAUCAAUAAGGUUCCGCGCUAUCUCUCUACUAUUUUACCUCUAGCUGAACGGGUCGGUUUGGUUAUCCCUUCCGAUCAAAUCGCUCUUCUUAGCGAUGCCGCACAUAGUGUCUGCGGCACUACCUGUGAUGCUGGGUGGGGUCUACGUCUCGGCAAUCUGAUGCGCGUUAGGCGGAAUAGCCUUCACAUCAGGUGUUUGGUCAAGAAGAUCGACUUCGUCAAGAAGUUUGAACUUGUAGCGGGCAAGACCACCCGGCGAGAUGUGCGCAGGCUUACUGGAUUAUCUCAAGCCGGGAAUAUUCUUCGUCUGCAUCCAGUGCGAGCCUUAGCGUCUUCAGCUGUUAGCAAGAUCGUAGCUCGACUUCCUCCUUUGGGUGAAUGGGAUUCUCCUUCACUUUUAUCUGAAGACUCAGCUCAAUAUUGA
Messenger RNA from Perkinsus marinus ATCC 50983, 1236 nucleotides. RefSeq lists its product as hypothetical. The record is from RefSeq and is a predicted model, not a curated record. The transcript has a single exon. The coding region runs from base 1 to 1236 and encodes 411 amino acids. NCBI's taxonomy places the organism in Eukaryota, Perkinsozoa, Perkinsida, Perkinsidae.